AUGCCUCUCAGAUUGUGGCUUCAUCUCAACAACAGUGUUGUAGAGUCAGGUAAUUCAAAUUUUAAAGUAACUGAGGAUAUUUUGAGAAAUGUGAGACAUUUAGAGCAAGAUUUUGACAAUAGUGGUAAUAUUGAACAAGAUGUAUGCAUCACCUAUUCUUCACAACUAUGCGGCUCUAAGGACCCAAAAAUACAUCAAUGCUUAAUCUGAUGCUCACAAAACUAUUGUUUCAUUCACUAAGAUCAUAUUUAAGUAGAAAGCU
Molecule: messenger RNA, 262 nt
Organism: Acanthoscelides obtectus
Lineage: Eukaryota; Metazoa; Arthropoda; Insecta; Coleoptera; Chrysomelidae
Source: the annotation of a GenBank genome assembly